Messenger RNA from Apis laboriosa (Himalayan honeybee), 3995 nucleotides. RefSeq names its product cilia- and flagella-associated protein 65-like. Lineage: Eukaryota; Metazoa; Arthropoda; Insecta; Hymenoptera; Apidae. The coding region runs from base 16 to 3981 and encodes 1321 amino acids. The transcript is spliced from 19 exons. The record is from RefSeq and is a predicted model, not a curated record.
AGUUUUGAAAACAAAAUGAAAGUUAUGAAGAUUGAUUAUGGAAAUGUGGAAAUUGGUAAAACGGCAACAAAGACAAUAGAGAUAUGGAAUGAAUCUUAUAAAGAACAAUUAUAUCAGGUUCAAAGAGAUCCGAUUACAAAUCCUUUGGAUCAUGUAUUUCAUUUACAUUCUUAUACUUGGACUUUAGGUCCUGAUGAAAAAUUCUUAUGUGAAAUUUAUUAUCGGCCUUUAGUCGUAUCUUCUAGAAAUGUUGAUUAUUUUAUAAUCAUAGAUAACAAUGGAGCAUACAUGAAAAUUAUUACCUAUGGAUCUAGUAUUGGUCCUAAAGUAAUUUCUUCAACAAAAAGAAUCUUUAUGAAUACAAAUAAAAAUUCUAAGGUUAAAAAACGAAUUAAAUUAUCGAAUGAUUCUAAAGUUGCAGCGACUUUCAUGUUUAAUAUAGACGAAAAACAUAGGAUUUUUCAAUUAGACACAAGAUAUGGUGUUAUUAAUGCUUAUUCUUACAAAUAUGUUACGAUUACAUUUAUACCGCCAAAAGAAGGAAGAUAUACAUAUUAUUUGAUUAUUUUAAUUUUAUAUCAAGAACCAAUUAUUAUAGAAUUAUAUGGUUAUUGUUACUCAGUAUUUAUUAAAAAAGAAACUAUAAAAUCUAUUCCUUAUCCUUGGAUGGAAAAAGAUGGCUUUAAAGGAUAUAUGAGAGAUACUACUGAUACAUUAAAAUAUCUGCCUCCUGCAUCUUUAUCAAAGCAUUAUUUCAAUUUUGGUCAAGUAGAUGUUGAUGUAGAAAAUAUUAUUCAGAGAAUACCUCACUCAAUAUGUCUCACAAAUCAUAUCCAUUCAAAUUUAUUAAUUAUCUGGGAAAAAGAUACUGAUGGAAUUUUUUAUGUAACGCCUUCUGAAAUGAUACUUCGUAAGAAUCAAUCUGCUUUAUUUGAACUUACAUUUAAUCCUAAUAUAAAAAAUAAUCUUUUUGGAAGAGAGAUUAUUUGUUCUAUUUUCUUGGAACAAGAGAAGCUUUUUACUUUCCCAUUUGUUUUAUCAAUGACAGUAAUAGGUCAUUCUUUUCCUAUUACAUCAAGUGGGUGGAUUCCACAAUAUGAAAUUCCUCAAACAGUAAUAAUGCCACCAAGUGUACCACCAUAUCCAGUUUAUACCACUUUCCUGAUUAAAAAAUUUGGUCAUUUACCUCUUAUGUUUCAAUUUGUUUCACCAUCAGCAAGUCAUUUCAUUGUAAAACCAAUGCUUGGUGUAAUUUAUCAAGAUUAUCAAAUAAUUAUUGUUGAAAUGACAUCUAAACCUAAAAAUGAACAAAUUUAUAUAGAAAGAUGGUCAAUAUAUUUUAAUGGGAAUACAAAAAAUGAAAAUUAUAUAGAUUUUAAAGGAUAUGCAGAGUAUGCAAAUCUUGUUUUUAAUAAUAAUAAUUUAUUAAGUUUUCCAUCAGUUUUGCCAGGUUGCCAACAAUUUUUACAACUUGGAAUGAGAAAUGUUACUCGUCAUGAAAUAAAAUAUGAAUUUUAUAAUUUACCAUCUGAAUUUAAGGUACAAUUUAUUCAUGGAAAAAUUGAUGCAAAUGAUACAUUGUAUCAAGAAUGUUUGUUUGCUCCAAAUGAAAUAAAUAAAGAUUAUGAUUUCGAAAUACAAUGCCUUUUGAUUGUUAUAAAAAAUGGAGCUUCUAUUGGGUCAAAAAGUUUUGUAAAUCUACGUAUUCGUGGAAGUAGUGAAAUGGGAUUAUUAGAAGCACAUCCAAAUAAAUUAAAUUUUGAUGAGUUAGAAUAUAACAAUACUAAGACAUUGUCUUUUGAUCUUGUUAAUCCUAGUUUAGUAGAUAUUUAUUAUACAUUGAUUUGUACUCAUCGUAAUUGGGAACUUGGAGAUAUUAAAAAAGACGUUAAAUUACAUCCUUUAUCAGAGACUAUAUUUGCAGGAUCAACUAAAAAAAUUCUAGUUUCUAUUACUCCACACGCAGCAGUAUAUUAUGAAUUUAUAAUUCAAUAUGUAAUAAGAAUUAAUUUUUGUUCAGAUAUAUUAGUAAAUAGAUACAAUCCAAUAGAUAUUUGCAGUGUAUCUUGCAUGUGUAUUUUGCCCACAAUAAAAGUAGACAAUUUAUGUGCCUUUGGAUAUAAUCAAGACUAUUCAAUACACAUUAGUAAACAAUUUUUAUGGAAUCGAUUACAAAUAAACAAAUUAAAUGAAAUUCUAAUAGAUUUACUACCAGGAGAAACAGAAACUGUAAAUAUCAACCUUUUACCAAUGACUCUAAAUAAAGGAACUCUUUUAUUAAAAUGGGUAAUAAUUAAUCCUUCAACAUUGCCUAUUUCUCUAAAGAUGAAAAAAAUCAAACAAUGUUCUUGUAAACCUAUUAUAAAAACAAUUGGUUAUUUGCCUCGGCGAAUAGAAAUUGACUGUAUUCAUAAAAAUAUUUGUGAUAUAUAUAUAAAAUCGAAGAUGUUAAAACCAGAAGAAGAAACUGUGAUUGGUAUGAAUAUUCAUUACAUAUUAGUUGGAAAAACAAUUAUGUCUUGGGAUCUAAAUAUUGGACAUGAUCGUCAUAUUAUUUUUAAAGUGACCAUUGAUUGUUUAGCAGAACAUGAUUCACAAAGUAAUUUCUUAAGUACUCCAUCAAUAAAUUUUGGAAAAGUUUAUUUUGGAAAUAAACAGCCUUUUUAUAGGGCACAGUGGAUAUUUAAUAUUACGAAUAAGGAUUUACCAUAUUCCGUAGAUACUAAUAAUAUUCAUAAAUUAAAUGAGAAGUAUCAAUGUGAAAUUUUUUCAUGUUUAUCACAAGAUGGUAUCAUAAAAAGUGGAACAGCUAUACCUCUUAUAUUUAAGUUUCAACCAAGAAUGUUUGGUGAAUAUAAGAUAAUAUUUCCAAUAAUUAUGGGUGAUAAAACAGAAGAAUUGACAUUACAAGGACAAUCAAUUUUUGAUUUUAAAUUAGUUAGUAUUUGGAGAAGAAUACCAGCUUUUUGUGCUUGUAAAACUCCACUAUUUCCUAUAUAUUUUAGUGUUGAUUCCAUGAACUUAUGGAACAUACCUAUGCAUAAUAGUGUUACUAGAAUGCUUUUAAUAUAUAACAAUUUAGAUUUUGAUGCACUUGGUUAUAAAUGGAAAUGCCAAAAAAUACCAGGACUAUUGAGCGUCGAUAUAUUUCCUCGGAAAGGUAUAUUGCAGCCAAGUUCGGUACAAAGUUUUAGAGUUAGAAUUGAAACUUCAGGAUAUCCUGGUCGAAUCGAUUUUCAUAUACCAUGUAUGUUUUUUAACGCUAGUAAAAGACGAGAAUACCAAAGAAGCAUCAUUAAACAUAAUAUUUUAAGUCAAGAAUUAAAAGAACAAUUCACUAUUACAGAAAAAGGCAUUUAUGUACCAAAACCAUGGAUUGAAAUACUUGAUGAACCAAGUAAAUACUAUAAAACAUUAAGUGUACGUUGUUGUACAUAUUCUGUGGAAGAUGAAAAUAUAAAAGUUAAAUUAUUAAGAGAACUAAAAGCUACUCCUUUAAGUGUAAUUCAUUUUGAUGAUAAUAAAAAUUAUAAUAAUGUUAUAAAUGAAAAAGAGCUCUAUAUAAUAACACUUAUUUUGGAAAAUUUAUUAUGGGAUAUUGUUAAUACUAAAAGAUUUAUAAAAAUAAUUGAAAAUAAUUUAAUCCCUGUAAGAAAUUUGUAUUAUACUCAAUUCACAAUGGAUAUUUCAAAGCGAAAAAGAUUAGCACGAAGAUCAUAUAUAUCACCACCAUUAAAAAUUAUAGAAGCAAUACUAGAACGAAUGUCAUUUGAUAUAAUUCAUGAAGAAUUCACUUUAAAUGUUAAUCAUUUAAUCCCUGAUGAAGAUGUUCGGCAUCGAAACUAUUUCAAAAUGUUACCUAAACAAAAAAGAACAGAUCUUAAAUUUGAAUUUAGAGAAGAUGAAGAUGAUGAAGAUGAAGAUAUACAACAUAUGAAACCAGGAUAUAGAAUAUCUUUUGCAAAUACUAAUAAAAUCUAAUAUGAUUAUAAAAA